AUGCAGAACGCUUUGGAUCAGGAACUAGAAAAUAUUGAUGAAUUGCCAAAGAAGGGCUUAACUUGGGUGGAGUACUGCAGCUAUGCAUUGGGCAUUAAUGUGGCGCCCAGGAAACGCACCUCCCGACCCUGUAGAUUCUUGCGCACCUUUGCCUAUCUUACAAAUCUCAACAUUAUCUACAGUCUCAUUAGCUUUGUUGUGGAAAAUUAUAUGGUUUCCUUUGAAGCCAAUGUGGAGCCUGUGGUUCUUUGCUUUCAAAUAACUAUGAACAUGGUAAAGAUUGCGUAUUUUCACAGUCAUCUCGAUUCCUGUGUGGAUCUCAUUAGCACCUCAGAAAAGUGUGAAGUUUUAAGGAACUUGGGGCUAUUUGAUGUGGCUUUAACAGACAAGCAAGCGUUGAGCAAGGCAUUGAGCACAAAGAUAAGAGACAGCUGGAAGAGCAUUAAUAAUCAGGUUAUGUUCUUCUUCAAAAUCGUCUCAUUGCCAGUUCUAUUUUAUUGCAUGCGACCCUACUUACAAUAUAUUUACGAUUGCUAUGUAGUGCGGGAUAUUUGUGAGAUGACUUUGACCUAUCCCGCAAUAACACCCUUCGUUCAGGUGGGCAACUAUGAAUUUCCCUCCUUCUCUGUGCGAUUUUUUGUUUUGCAAUCUGGACCAGUCUGGUGUUUUUAUACUGUCUUUGGCUUCAAUAGUCUCUUUGUUGUGCUGACCAAUCAUGAAGCUUGUCUUUUUGAGGUGCUGCGAUAUUUGGUUAACAAUUCAACAAAUGAUGAUGUGGUUCCCAAAUCAUCUAGGGUUUCAUACUUGCGUUGCUGUGCCAAGCUUUUUGCACGUCUCUCCAGACAUCAUGAUCGGGUUGAAAAUCUGUUUAAGUAUAUUAUUCUAGUACAAUGUGGGGUAAGCACCAUUUUGUUAUGCAUGCUGCUUUAUACUAUUAUGGAAGUUGACUUGGUCAAGAUGAGCGCGAUAUUGGUUUACUUGCUAACAAUUACGUUCGAAAUCAGUUUAUAUAAUGUCAACGCGCAGAAGGUUGAGACACAGAGUGAACUAUUGUUUCACGAGUGGUAUAACUGCGCUUGGUACAACGAAUCUGAGGACUUUAAGCUCAUAAUAAGACUAAUGAUGGUUUUUUCAAUGCGCACCGCUAAGCUGAGUGUCGGGGGCUUUUCGAAAUUAUCCAAUAAGUUGCUGGUGCAGGUAUUUCGGUUGAGUGGAAACUUUUAUUUGCUAUUGCGCAAUAUGAAUGACAAAUAA
This is a messenger RNA of Drosophila hydei, 1254 nucleotides long. It is a transcript of the gene Or67b, whose product is annotated as odorant receptor 67b. Gene Ontology annotation, molecular function: olfactory receptor activity; odorant binding. Gene Ontology annotation, cellular component: plasma membrane. The transcript has 10 exons. Gene Ontology annotation, biological process: sensory perception of smell; detection of chemical stimulus involved in sensory perception of smell. Lineage: Eukaryota; Metazoa; Arthropoda; Insecta; Diptera; Drosophilidae. Bases 1 to 1254 code for a protein of 417 amino acids. The record is from RefSeq and is a predicted model, not a curated record.